This is a messenger RNA of Cornus florida, 2635 nucleotides long. RefSeq names its product protein TOPLESS-like. Bases 1 to 2253 code for a protein of 750 amino acids. NCBI's taxonomy places the organism in Eukaryota, Viridiplantae, Streptophyta, Magnoliopsida, Cornales, Cornaceae. The record is from RefSeq and is a predicted model, not a curated record. Gene Ontology annotation, molecular function: protein binding. The transcript is spliced from 15 exons. Gene Ontology annotation, biological process: regulation of DNA-templated transcription.
AUGUCAUCGAGCAAAGAAAUUGUGUUUCUUAUACUUCAGUCUCUUGAUGAAGAGAAAUUUAAAGCGACUGUUCAUCAAUGGAGGUUGGAGCAAGAGUCGGGACUUUUCUUCAACAUCGGAUAUUUUGAGGAACUGGUGAUCAAUGGGGCUUGGGAUGAGGUGGAGAAAUACUUAUCUGGAUUUACAAACGCUCAGGAUAACACUUGUUCCAUGAGAAUUUUCUUUGAAAUCCGAAAGCAGAAGUACCUAGAAGCCUUAGACAGGAAUGGUACGGCUAAAGCUGUCGAUAUUCUAAAGAAGGACUUGAAAGUGUUUUCGGCUUUAGACCAAAACGUUUUGAAAGAAAUGGCACAGCUUCUGACGUUGGAGAACUUUAGAGAAAGGAAGCAACUAUCUCUAUAUGGAGAUACCAAGUCUGCUAGGAGAUAUUUAUUUCAUGAACUUGAAUUGUUGAUUCAUAGUAAUCCCCUGUUACAUGACAAGCUAAAUUUUCCUAACUUGAACUCUGGACUGGGAACUCUAAUGAAUCAAAGUUUGAAUUGGCAGCAUCCAUUUCAUGAGAAUCGAUCUUCUGUAGCUAAUCCUCUAAUGGAUGUUGUUCCCAAAGCAGGGGUUUUUUCGCCUCUAGGUGCUCAUGGUCCUGCACUGGGUCCUCCACCAACAUAUACUGCAGGACCUCCACCAACAUCUCUUAAAGGGCGAAUGGAUGGUCCAUCUUUUAUUCCUCACGCUUCAUCUUCUGCCAAGCGAAUUGGUUUUACUGCAUUUUCAUCUUCUGCCAAGCCCAUUGGUUUUGCUGCAUUUAACAGUGGAGCUGAUGCGUUCUACCCUCAUAUUUGUCUUAAUGUAGCAGCUAUCUUAGAGCGCCCUGGGAUUCCUCCUACAAACAACUCAGCUGUGGUCAAUCAAUCAACAGAUUCUAAACAUGUAUUGGUGAGACAGAGGCCUUCUGAGAUUCCGGAUGAAGUACUACAUAACCGAUCCUCUGUAUUUUCCAUGGAUUUGAAUGGCAUAAAUCAAAGGUUGGCAGAUGAAAAAUCCAGAAUUGCUGAUGAGUUGGUAGACAAAUCUAGGAUGUGGAAACCGACAGAAAUCAGUGAACCAUCACAAUGCCGUUCCCUAAGACUCCCAGACAAUUUAAUAGCAGCGAGGGUUUCCAGAUUGUUGUACACAAAUUCAGGAGCCAUAUUGGCUUUAACAGCCAAUGCUACGCACAAGCUCUGGAAAUGGCCGAGGAAUAAUGAAAACUCAACCGGCAAGGCGACUGCUAGAAUUGUACCACAACUAUGGCAACCUUCAAGUGGAAUGUUGGUGACCAAUGAUGUCAGUAAUACAAACCCUGAAGAUGCUGUUCCAUGCCUUGCACUUUCAAAGAAUGGCGCUUAUGUUAUGUCGGCUUCAGGUGGGAUUGUCUCCUUAUAUCCUUUGAUGACAUUCGAGACAAUUACAACAUUCAUGCCCCCUCCACCUGCAGCAACAUUUCUUGCAUUUUAUCCUCAGGAUAACGAUAUCAUUGCCGUAGGCAUGGAAGACUCUUCUAUCCAAAUAUAUUAUUACCUGUUUGAUAAGGUCAAUUGGAAGCUCGAAGGCCAUCGGGAAAGAAUAACAGGGCUUGCCUUCUCUAAUGUUCUAAAUGUGCUUGUAUCUUCAGGAGCUGAUUCACGGGUAGCCUUCUCUUUUAUGUUAGAAAAUGCACUGUGUGUUUGGAGCACGGAUGGAUGGCAGAAACGAAGGAGUAAGUGCUUGCAGAUUCCGGUUGGGCAAGCCACAGUUCCUCUUACAGAUACCUGCAUACAAUUUCACCAAGAUCAGACACGCUUACUUGUAGUGCAUGCAACUCAGAUAGCCAUAUAUGAAGCACCUAUGUUGGAACAACUUAAUCAGUGGAUUCCACCAAAAGCAAAUGCUCCUCGGAUCACACAUGCUACAUAUUCCUGUGAUAGCCAGUCUAUAUACGUCGGUUUUGAUGAUGGAAGUGUCGGUAUCCUUACUGCAUCAGCUUCAUUACAACUGAGAUGCCUAAUUAACUCCACUUCUUAUCUACCUGCCAAUCCAAGCUCGAGAGUUCAUCCACUAGUCAUUGCGGCACAUCCAUCAGAACCUAAUCAGUUUGCAUUAGGUCUUUCUGACGGCGGAGUUUGUGUACUCCAACCAAUAGAAUCAGAAGGCAAAUGGGGCACCUCUCCUCCUCACGAAAAUUUUGGUGGGCCUAGUAGCACCACCUCUGAAGUCGACAGUUUGAAUCAACCCUAACAAUGAAGUUCCUUGUGCAGGCUUGCUAGCUUUUUUUGUCUAAAAAACCAAGUUUAUAUAUAUAUAUGUCUUUUGAUAUGGUUUUGUAUCUUGCCAUCAACCCUAACUUUUUCAAGGGAGUCUGGCACUUAGGUUUAUAGGAUACUCAAAGCCAUCAUACUAUAGUUAGUUCAAGGGGCGUCAAAUCAAUUUGAAUCCAAGAUACAUAGUGUAAAUCUGUAGAAGGCCUUUGCUUUUUUGUCCUUGGGAGGCAUUUUGUGAAGGGAAUAUGUUUUGGAUUCAUUGUAGUUCACAAGGCAUUUUUGUUCUUUUGAUAUAGUUUUGCAUUUUGUGUUGGGAAUGUGUAUAAUUCUUAUUUCUUGUUCUUUUUAACUCCUCCAUA